CAAACGCUAGUGGUUUCCUUUUGUCGCAUCGCUUCGCUCCCUACCCUUGGGCUAGGGUUUUACUUGUGCGUCUUCUCCGAAAGCAAGCUAGGGUUUGUCCGUGUGGCAGAAUGGGAAGGUAUCGAAGCCGGAGCAGGAGCUAUAGCCCCCGGCGGCGAAGCAGGAGCCCACCGGCACCGCGCGGACGGAACCGCUAUGUCGACGAUCGCUACGGUGACAGCAGGUCUUACAGAGACCGCCGCUCACCUCUUCCUUCCGGCUUGCUUGUUCGCAAUCUUCCCCUUGAUGCCAGGCCUGAGGAUCUUAGGAUCCCAUUUGAGCGCUAUGGUCCUGUGAAGGAUGUUUAUCUACCUAAAAAUUACUACACUGGUGAGCCUCGCGGCUUUGGAUUUGUGAAAUAUCGAUAUGGUGAAGAUGCAGCUGAGGCAAAGCAACAUCUUAAUCAUACUAUCAUUGGUGGACGUGAAAUAAGGAUUGUUUUCGCUGAGGAAAACAGGAAAACUCCUCAAGAAAUGCGUGUUAACACUCGAGGAAGUGGUCGAUAUGGAGGUGGUAGAAGGAGGAAUCAUACUAGAUCCCCACGACGCCGAUAUCGUUCAUAUUCUCGGUCUCCAUCACCAGCUAGGGAUGAUUCAAGGGACGGCAGGGGUAGGGAUGAUUAUUAUUCUCCUGAGCGAUCAAGAUCUUAUUCUAGGUCUCUCUCUCCCAGUGGUGGGAAGGACUACAGGAAGUCCCCUCGUCUUAGGGAGAAUGGUCGGAGUCCUAAUGACAAGAAGGAUCAGACACCCAGCAGAUCCGAGAGUCCUAGGGGCAAUGAUCGUAGUCCUUCAAGGUCUCGUUCACGGUCAUACAGUCCACGCUGAUUUGUGAGCAGGCAGAGAUUGGAAUGUGGAAUGUGGAAUGUGGUUAAUUCGGUCUUUCCUGUGACCACAUACUGUAGCUAAAACUCAGACAUUUUGAAAGAUACAAAAAUUGUAGCUAAGCAAAGUCUGUGAUGUUAAUAUUAGUAUUCCGUAGGUGACAGACACCCCCAUCAGAAGGUAGUUUGACUUGGUGUGUCAUUUUGGAUGACUCAGAUUAGACUUUUUCAUCAGUUUACAAAUUUUCGGAUACUUGUUCAUGGAUUAUUUCUAUAUUUAUUUAUAUGGUUGGUUCAUCGUUAUAAGCU
This is a messenger RNA of Glycine soja, 1168 nucleotides long. RefSeq names its product serine/arginine-rich SC35-like splicing factor SCL28. The transcript is spliced from 7 exons. Gene Ontology annotation, molecular function: RNA binding. Lineage: Eukaryota; Viridiplantae; Streptophyta; Magnoliopsida; Fabales; Fabaceae. The record is from RefSeq and is a predicted model, not a curated record. Bases 111 to 863 code for a protein of 250 amino acids.